AUGCCCCGCCCGACUACAAUGAUGGCUGCGCUGCUUGUGCUCACCGCUUCUGCCCUCGCGCAGAGCCUCACGUCCGCCCAGCUCGACGCGGUCAUGGACAACCUCUGGCUCGGUGCACAGCAGACCUGGGAACUCGGCACCGAGGCAGAAGCACUGACCGAGUACGACGCGCCGGAUUUCUCCGUCUUCGCGAACGCGUCCCUCCCGCCAUCCACCUCUGCCGUCAACUACACCGCGCUCGCGCCCGUCCUCCAGAUCGCGUACAACACGUGUGCGAAUCGCACCAACGCGACUGGCGCGCAUCCGCUCAUCUACGUUGAAGGCGGCGCGGCGGGCGACCCGGCCAGCAUCGGUGUCGCUGUCCUGCUCGCGAACCGGGUCGAUGCGCGCGCUCCGCCGCUGAACGUGCCUGUGAGUGGUGGGAAUGGGAGCACGAACGGGUCUGGAAAGGGCGUAUCGUAUGCGGAGGCGGCGAAAGGCCAGCUGGAGUAUACGUUGGAGGUCGUCCCGCGGACGAGCGAUGGCGCAAUAAGCCAUAGGAUCGAGCAGGUCCAGCUCUGGUCGGACUCGAUGUACAUGGUGCCUCCUUUCCUCGCGUACUACGGUGUCAUGACCGGAAACCAGAGCAUAGUACAGGAAGCAUACACUCAGAUCAAGUUGUACCGGCAAUAUCUCUACGACGAGGACGCGAGUUUGUGGAUGCACAUCGUGCUUGGGGACAACAACCACGAUCCCGGAUUUUGGUCAACGGGAAAUGGAUGGGCGGCAGCGGGGAUGCUGCGCGUGCUGGCGACGGUCAAGCACUCUGACUUUGCGGACGACAUGCAGGAUGAGAUGGACGAUCUCAAGAGCUGGAUAGAGGAGAUCCACGACGGGAUGUACAAGCAUUUCAACUGGAACACGGCACUCUUCCACAACUAUGCGAACAACACCAGCACGUUUCUCGACGCGUCGAGCACAGCGCUGCUCGCGUCGACCGUGUACCGGUUCGCAGCGCUCGAGGGCGUGGACACGUAUGCUGCGCAUGCGGAGCGGUCGCGCGAGGCGUUGAGCACGAAGGGGUUGUAUGAGGCGUGGGGAACGGGGAAUGGCGUAGGGCCUGCGACGUCGUUUACCCCUUCUGCGACGGGCGUGGGUGCGAGCGCGAGAGCGAGCGGCUCGUCGGCGGCGUGGGCGUCGUAUAACGUGUCUGCGUCGUCGUUCUAUGCGGAGACGACGUCGUACAGUCAUUCCAGCAUCUCGUCAUCGUCCUCCUCCUCUUCCGCAACCUCCAUUAAAACCUCCUCAUACGCCGCCUCGACGCCGAACGCGUACGUCGGAACCGGCCAACUGCACUUCUCGCCGGAAAUGUGGCUCGCGCCUGUGGUGGACCCGUACAACUGGAACGUGCAGGGCGGGUCGUCGCCCGAGGGGCAGGCGUUUGUUGUUGAGAUGUAUGCGGCGUGGAGGGAUUGGGUGGAUGCAGGUGCGCCGGACGACGAUGCGGAUACGGUGGAUAAGGAGAGUGGGGCGGGGGGUGCGGUGUGGGCGCGGGCUGUGGGUGCGGGGAAGGUGGGGGUGGUGGGUGCGGUGGUGGCUGGGGUGGGGUUGUUGAUGAUUUGA
Laetiporus sulphureus 93-53 is the source of this 1602-nucleotide messenger RNA. Its product is annotated as Six-hairpin glycosidase. Gene Ontology annotation, biological process: carbohydrate metabolic process. The transcript has 6 exons. The record is from RefSeq and is a predicted model, not a curated record. NCBI's taxonomy places the organism in Eukaryota, Fungi, Basidiomycota, Agaricomycetes, Polyporales, Laetiporaceae. Bases 1 to 1602 code for a protein of 533 amino acids.